AUGAGCAGCUACUUGGUCGGCUUGAGUGCGGCCGUAUUGGGAAACGUGGUCAUUGGCACCGGGCAGUGCAUGCAGAAGUACGGGCUGAAUCGGCUGCAGCGCGAAUGGGAUACACGGCGGGCUUUUCAAAUGGAGGGCAGCAGCAACAGCGCAGCAGCAUACCCAGGAGCAGCCAACCCUGCCAGCAGUAACCACAGCUUGUCCUCGUCAAUGUACUCGAGCGCCGUAGACAUCCGGUCGCGCAGUAGCUCUACAGCAGCAGCAUCGCAGCAGCCGCUUCUGCAUCUUGGGGCGUCAUCAAAGCGGGCAGUGGGGCCACGGCCGCGGUACACAAGCAAGGCAUGGUGCCUUGGGCUCUUGAUGAACUACGCCGGCGAGGUAUUCGGCAAUUCUCUUGCGCUGUCGUAUCUCUCGGCAUCGGUGGUUGCUCCGCUGGGGAUCAUCGCGGUGAUCGUCAACUUGAUCCUGGCGGAGCGGUUUUUGGGCGAGCGGAUUACGGCGAAUCAGCGCUUUGGGUUCAUGGUGAUCAUGGGUGGCGUUGGCUGCAUCCUGCUGGUGGCGCCGCGCAAGUCUGCAGCUGAGAAUGCCAUGCAGUUUGUCGACGCCGUGGCAAACUCUGGAGUGUUAGGAUUGUUCGGCAUUGUGUACAUUGUGCAGGCGGCGCUGAUUACAGCGAUCCGCAAGGGCCAUCAGUCGCUGUUCGCGUAUGUGCUCGUGGCAUCGCUGUUCGGGACGCUGAAUGUUAUGGCGUCGAAGAUGCUGACGAUGUUCGUGCGGCUACGGCUGGCAUUUGGUGGCAUUGCAAACCCGGCCGACAUUGCGUUCUAUGGCGCCACAGGGGCGGCGGAGGCAAAGCCGCUGGUGUUUGCGUUUACGGGCCCGCAGAUCCUGGCGGCUGCCUGCUUAGCGUUGUCAAUUGUUGGGCAGGAGUCGUUCCGGCAGCAGGCGCUGGGCAGGUACCCGGUGAUGGAGUUUCAGCCAGUGUUUUUUGCUACUUUCAAUGUGGUGGCGACGCUGGCUGGGUUGCUGCUGUUCCGCGAGCUGGACGGGUGGGCGCACGCUGCGGUGUUCUUCUCGGUGUUCUUCGCUGGCAUUGCGCUGAUCGUUUAUGGCUCUCGGUUCCUGCAGCGUGCGCGCUCGGUCGAGCUGCCGUCGCACAUCCGACUUCAAAAGGACAACCUCCUAGGCCACACAAAGAUGAUGUAG
Kickxella alabastrina is the source of this 1206-nucleotide messenger RNA. RefSeq names its product magnesium transporter NIPA-domain-containing protein. Gene Ontology annotation, biological process: magnesium ion transport. The record is from RefSeq and is a predicted model, not a curated record. Gene Ontology annotation, molecular function: magnesium ion transmembrane transporter activity. The coding region runs from base 1 to 1206 and encodes 401 amino acids. The transcript has a single exon. Gene Ontology annotation, cellular component: membrane. Lineage: Eukaryota; Fungi; Kickxellomycota; Kickxellomycetes; Kickxellales; Kickxellaceae.